CGCGCAGCAUGCUCUACCACGGUCUCGAGUCGCCGCAAGUGGAGACACUAAAGAAGGACAGCGCGGUGCACCCGAUUGAGCGAGCAAGCUGGUGGUCCUUCGUCUCGUUUAGCUAUAUGGACGGCCUCGUGCGGUCUGCGGCCAAGAAGCCGCUCGAACACAACGACGUGUGGCCACUCGGUGCCGCCGACUCGGCCCCAGCACUCAUGGCGCGCUUUCAGCAGGCGUGGAAGGCAACGCCUGGUCGCUUUGGCGCUGCGAUUUUCGCCACCUUCCGCACGCAGACGCUGCUCUGCGUCAGCGCCUACAUGGUGUACGCGCUCUUGACACUGCUCCAACCUCGGGUGGUCAAGUCGAUGCUACAGUUUCUCGCCAACGACGAUGGCUCUGCGCGAACCGACGUCGGCAUCGAGUCAGGCUACGCCCUCGCAGCACUGCUCACGCUCCUCAGCCUCGCGAGCAUGAGCCUCGUCGACUUUGCACAAGGUUUCAUGUCGAUGCUCGGCUGCAACGCCAAGACGAUCGUCAUGGACGCAGUGUAUCUCAAGAGCCUCAAGCUCGCGAACGCCAAAGCCACGUCGGCCGGCGACCUCAUCACUCUCGCCUCGGUCGACUCGGACCGCAUUUUUCUCGCAUUCCUCAACGGCGCGUGGGUCCCCGUCGCACCCCUUAUGCUCUUCCUCAACUUUUUGCUCCUCGGGUUUGAACUCACGGCACUCUCGGCCGUCGCUGGCGCGAUAGCCCUCUUUGUCUUGUUUUACGUCGGC
Molecule: messenger RNA, 767 nt
Organism: Saprolegnia diclina VS20
Lineage: Eukaryota; Oomycota; Saprolegniomycetes; Saprolegniales; Saprolegniaceae
Exons: 1
Biological process (GO): transmembrane transport
Cellular component (GO): membrane
Molecular function (GO): ATP binding; ATPase-coupled transmembrane transporter activity
Source: RefSeq, a predicted model, not a curated record